GUUGUGUUUAAUUAGUUAGUCUCUUUACAAGGGGAGAUCCCUGUUGUUUCUAAAUGCAGACCGUCUACCACAGCCUCCACGUUUAUUUGGGGAUGUUAACAUACUUUUCCCCCUCUGCUUACCGCAGGCCACAUGCAGACGCACAUACAGUACACACAGACAGAGUUUUACAACCGAACCACACACCGUACUAAUGCCUCGUUAGUGUGUUCUGACUCAUUUAGAUGGAGAUUAUAGGGUCUGCGUGUUGACUGACUACCUGACCGACUGAUUUAAGGCUAACACGGGAAAAGCUCCUGUCAACAAUGUGAUGGAGCUACAAGGAGGUUCAAUCAAACACAGCAAGCUGUGGUUUAAAUCAACGUAAUCACUCAUGCAUUUCACUGCAUAUUGAUAAGUCUUUCUGCAGCGGCACACACCCACUGACGUUAGUUAGCGUCUGUCUGCGUUUCAUUUAGAGCAAACAGCCACAGACAGCCUGUUCAGAUUAGUUUUUCCAUAAAUGUCAUCCCUUCAAAACACCACAACCAAAGCAAAAACAACAGGAAGUGCCUCCAGAGUGUAUCUGCAUCUCCAUGACAACUGGUGGAUGUAGUGUUGCACACCAGAGCCCCACCCUAAGGGGGAAACAAUAGUCUUCGAGAGUCUCGUGUCCAGUUCUGGAGAAGAAUAAUAUGCUUAUGCUAUUUAAACUUUCUAUUCUUCCUGUAAUCCCCCAGGGAGCCUUCUGCCCCAAAGAAAGGCCUUUACACUCUAUCAGAUCUGACCUUUUCACGUGUACUGGAUGUGUGCUCGGGUGCACCGACAUUAUCACAAGACAGACAUGGGUCUGUGUUCCAGAGCACCCAACUGUUUAUGAAUAAUGACCAGUCACUUCCUCUGCGUGUUUGUGCCAUUGUGUGCGAGUGUUUUACAGUUAAAAGGAAGAGGAUUUAUAGCACAUGCACACAUACAUGCACCAGCCUCGCCCUAAUAACAGAAGCUCCUAAUAGCUUUGACUGAGUUCCUAAGAAAGAAACUGUCAGCAUGUUUUGUUUUGGUUUUUUUUAAUCAGAUGUCCACGCUUUUCACAGUCGCCAUAAAGACUACAAAGGUUUCAUUAACACAAUGGGCUUAUGUAACUGGGGCACUUUUUGAAACAGCACCGAAUCACAACAAAAAAAAUAUCUAAUUUUAAACUUGAGGGUGAUUUUGUUGUACUUUGUUGCAGAUAAUGCGCGUGAGAUAUAUUUGAACACUAUUCGCACACUUACACAUGUACGACUUAUCCUGAAACAUCAAAGUCUGCCUCCAAAAUUGCAGCAGCUCCGUCCCGCUGAUGGAGCGGACAGCUUUAGUGGUCUCGUGCCUGAACACAGUUACAAGCACCCAUCUUAUCUUCACAGCUCUGGCCCAUAUGUAGCCAACACACACACACACACACACACUCGCGUAGCCACUCACCCACUAUCUGCCCGACCCGCUAUAUUUAGCACCAUGCUACAUUAGCACUUCACACUCCAUUGAAAAUGCACGGUACAGCAACAGUUUUGAUAAGAGUGCUGGCUUUCUUUUUCAUGCUGGCGCACGCGCACACACACACACACACACACACACACACACACACACACAGUGCAUAAAUACAUACAUUAGGCUGUGUUUACAUACAUACUUCAUACAUACAUAUUUCUCCCCCUCCUCCCCUUUCCUCCCUCUCAUCCCUCUGUCCAUUGUUUUCUCAGGCUGUUAAAAUUCCUGGGCUGUGACCUGUUCCUCCCUUAGCUCCCUUUCUCCUCUUUUCCUCCUGCAUCCUGUCAUAGCUGGGUCUUCUACUUUGUGUCUUUUCUCCGUUUCGCAGUCCUGAGUUUUUCUGUCUUUACUGAUGGCUGGUCAGCGUACAUCCGAGGUUUUCAUGUGUGUGUUUGUAUGUCAGCUCCAGCUGAUAGAUGCAGGCCCACUUGUGAUCUGAAAUAGCCCACACUCUGCUCCUCUCUAACAAGAAGCAGACUCAGACUCUGUGAAUGUGUGUAUGUGCGUGCACACAGAGGUCUGACCAAACAAAGCGAGGGCACUUCAAUUGCUGGGGCUACAGAAAGCUUCUUUCCCCCUUCAUCACUCCUCCUCUGACCCCUCGUUACCCACACACGCACACACACAAACACACACCUCCAAAACCACAGAGCCCAGAGCAGGAAGCACAGUCCCUGAGGGAGGGAGGAGGGGUCAGGAGGAGGGGAGGCAUAAACGCCCCCUCCCUCCUAGCAAAGCUACAGGAGAGGAGGAAACUUAACUUUACACACUUUCUCUCCACCAGCACACACACACAUAUGCACAUGCCUACAGAUGGUGAACACCCACCAACUCAUAACGUUCUGUUCCCCUGCGUCUGGGAGGAUUUAGGAUACACACAUGCUGUGGAGUACGUCUUGGGGGAAACUUUCUCGCCCAGCUGGCUUUGGCUUCAUUUAAAGAGGAGCUGAUGGUUCAUAAAGGGGGCGGAAAAGAGGAAAAAAAAAAGAAAAGAAAAUCCGAGCAGAGGAAAGAAAGCCUCCUCCCUCUCACGCUGUCUUUCUUCAGAGUGAGGUCAUCCAGCGAAGGGAUCUGCUGUGGACAAGACCGCCUGGUCUGGACCUGAUCAGAGAGCCACAGACUAGGUGUUCCAAUGGCGUCAGUUGGAGAACCUCUACUUCAGAGAGAAGAAGUUUUCAGUGGAAGUUCAUGACCCGAGGAGUAGGGCGUCGGUGACGAGAAGGACGUUUGGUCACAGUGGCAUCGCUGUGCAUACGUGGUACGCCUGUCCUGCCCUCAUCAAGUCCAUCUGGGCCAUGGCCAUCAGCCAACACCAGUUCUACCUGGACCGCAAGCAGAGCAAGUCUAAGAUCCAUGCAGCGAGGAGUUUGAGUGAGAUCGCUAUAGACCUGACAGAAACAGGAACUCUGAAGACCUCCAAACUGGCCAACAUGGGAAGCAAGGGCAAAAUUAUAAGUGGCAGCAGCGGCAGUCUGCUUUCAUCAGGCUCUCAGGAAUCGGACAGCUCCCAGACAGCUAAGAAGGACAUGCUGGCAGCACUGAGGGCCAGGCAAGACGCUUUGGAGGAAACGCUAAGACAGAGGCUAGAGGAACUCAAGAGCAUCUGCAUCAGAGAGGCGGAGCUGACAGGAAAGCUUCCGAAGGAAUAUCCUCUGGAUCCGGGAGAGGAGCCGCCAACAGUACGACGGAAGAUUGGUACUGCCUUCAAACUGGACGAGCAGAAAAUCCUUCCCAAGGGAGAGGAAGAGGAACUGGAGCGUUUGGAGCGGGAGUUUGCCAUUCAGUCCCAGAUUACAGAGGCAGCCAGGCGUCUUGCCAGCGAUCCUCACGUGAGCAGCAAGAAGCUGAAGAAACAGAGGAAGACUUCUUAUCUGAACGCACUGAAGAAGCUACAGGAAAUUGAGAACUCUAUCAAUGAGUACCGGGUCCGCUCUGGCAAGAAGCCUACGCAGAGGGCGUCGCUUAUCAUAGAGGAGGCCAAUAUUGGUUCUGAAGACAGUUCAUUAUCUGACGCACUGGUCUUAGAUGAUGAUGAUCCUCAAGUCACAGGUACACCCACCUUCUCCCCAGUAGCAUCGCCUCACAAGGGCCUCCCUCCUCGGCCGCCAUCUCACAGUCGGCCCCCUCCACCGCAGUCCCUGGAUGGACUGCGACACCUGCACUACUCUCGCUCUGACUACGAUAAAUCACCCAUCAAACCCAAGAUGUGGAGUGAAUCGUCACUGGAUGAGCCCUAUGAAAAAGUCAAGAAACGCUCCUCUCAUUCCAGUCACAGGCGUUUCCCAAGCUCUGGCAGUGCAGAAGCAGGGGGUAGUAACUCACUGCAGAGCAGCCCCAUCAGGAGCCUCCCCCACUGGAAUUCUCAGUCCAGCAUGCCGUCGACCCCGGACCUGAAGACCAGGACCCCACACUACAUACAUUCCACUAGGUCAGUGGACAUCAGUCCGACACGUCUGCACAGUCUUGCUCAGCACUUUAGGAACCGCAGCUCAAGCCUUGAGUCCCAGGGCAAACUGUUGGCACCCGACCCCGAUGCACACCCGCACACUCUGGGCACACUUGGCAGCCCUGACUUCUUCCUGGCCCCAGGACGCAGCUCCAAUGGCUCCGAUCCACUGGACGACUGUUCAUCCUGCACCAGCCAAAGCAGCUCGGAGCAUUACUACCCCUCUGGUGGACCUCCUGGCAGCAAUCCCAACUACUCCACUCUGGGAGAGGACUCACCCUCCAAAGCCAGGCAGAGGCAAAGGCAAAGGCAUAGGUCUGCAGGUCACCUGGGUUCCUCUAACUCGGGCUCCAUGCCAAACCUGGCAGCUAAGAACGGCUCCGGUGGAGGCUCGGGUGGAGGUGGGAUGGGAGGGGGACACCACGGAGUCUACCUCCACAGCCAGAGCCAGCCCUCCUCUCAGUACCGCAUCAAGGAGUACCCGCUAUAUGUGGAGGGCAGCCCCAACCCCGUGGUGGUGCGCAGCCUGGAGAGCGACCAAGAGGGCCACUACAGCGUCAAGGCCCAGUUCAAGACCUCCAGCUCCUACACGGCCGGGGGACUGUAUAAGGAGGCCUGGGGGGGAGAAGAGGGAGGAGAAGGGAGCGGCCGACUCACACCGUCGCGCUCUCAGAUCGUACGGACUCCGUCAUUGGGGCGAGAGGGUGGUGGAAGUGGAGGGGGGAGGGCGGCGGUGUCUGAAGAGCUGCGGUGCUGGUACCAGAGGUCCUCAGGGAGCCUAAAGGAGAGGAGUCACUCACAUUCGGGGUCUACUUCCUCCGAGACAGGGUCACAGCAAGGCACUCUGGGACAUGGUCGAGGGAGUAGAGUAGGGACACUCGCCAAGGGCUCACCAGCUGCGUCCCCUCACAGCCAGAGGAGUAUGACGCCCUCCAGUGAACACGCAGCCACACCCACACCGCCCUGUAGCCCACAGCACAUCCUCAACUGGCAGAGCGGGUCUUUCAGUGACAGCUGUUUCCUCAGCAGCCCCCUGUGUUCAGAGCUGGCAGAUGUGCAGUGGUACGGACACGAUAAGGCCAAACCUGGAACCCUGGUCUGAGACCUUUCUUAAGGGCCCAGAAAAGUUCCAUUGCCCUCUCCUACUGCCUCUCCACUGUCCCCCACUACUACCCAUCGACAACCAACAACCUCAUCCUUAAGGCCCUACGAAAACCCUGCCCUGACCGGACUGGCGGACUGGACAUGAGCCUCCCUCCUCCCUAGAUUCUGCCCUCCAUCCAUCUCACCACCUCUCUUAUUAUGCCCCUCUAUCACAGCUCAGCUGGACAGGGACACACUCUCUGGGCUCUGAUAAGGGCAGAUUUCACAGGACAGACUGAGAAGCACCACCUCAGCUGUUGAACUGUUGCCCUGCAGCACCACAGAGCCCGUUCUUUACUCACCCUCAGCACACAAGCAAUGGGGCAAGGAGGAAAAAAAGGAGCGAUGGGAAGAGAGCACAGAAAAAUAUCAAACAUACAACUCAAACUCAACAGAAGCAACAUCGGCCAUGAAAGGAUCGGUUUCAUAUCUCAUCUUUGGUCCCCUGACCUAACUGACUUCAGUGCACUGCCACCCAAUCAGAAGAUACCUGCUGGAUUUGAGCCACCAGUUUAAAACUCAUUAUCAGGCCCAAAUGAACUGUGUUGGAUUCCAUUACUCCCAUUAAUGUUGUUUGUCUUUUUUGUUUAUUUGUCCCAGCAUAUUUAUAAGAAGAGAAGAUGACACAGACUUUAAAAAAAAAAUCUGGAUUAACAAACAUUUAGAUGACAAAUUCAACUCCUGCUCAGUUUAACCCACAACCAAAGACAACUUACUGGAUUGACUGGUCACACCAGGGUCCCUGGGCUGGUGCCCGUGCAGAAAAGUGACUGUCAGAUAACUGUAUGAGAGUGAAUUCACAGUGACAAUAUCAGGAUGGUUCACGGGACUCUACAAUGAGGACUAUAGCAAUAACAAAACAUUGGACAAGCAUACGAACUGGUUUGAAUCUACAGAGUGAAUUGAAGCGGGCAUUUUGCCGUGUUCUCUGCCUUGUGAUGCUUGGAGUAAAAGAUCAUUAGUGCAUCAUAGGGAGAAUUUGGAGUUGUGGUUAUUGGGUUUGGCAUUAAUCUAUGCUUAUUUCAGUGACUUCAUUCAUGUUUAUUUAACGUCUUUGGUAUUUUUAGGAAGUCUCUGUCCACAUGUUUGGCCACAUUGUGAUCAGUGCUUAGCCAGAGUGUGGGGGUGGGGUCAGGUGAGGGUCAUUCGGGGGUGUUAACAUGGCCACAUCAAGUCAAGGCAUUUGACUUUGGCGGUAAUUUUGAUACAGAAACAAGACGAUUGGUUUCCAUCUUUUCACAUUUUUCAUUCUCACCCCUGAAAGUUUUCUGACUGUUGACAUCUGUUGGUGUUACUUGUGUUUGAUAUUGAGACUAAUCAGUGGUAAAUCUCAUCUUUUUUUAUCACAAGUGUCUCUACUUCAACGUUGGUCUUUGGCUGUGUACCGGUUCUUGCCAUGCUGAGUAUCUGUAAGUCCCCUUUUUGUAGCACUGUGCUUUCUCAUCUUUCUGUCCAUCUCUUCAGCAUCACAGGAGCGUGUGUCAGGAGCGGCCCGACUGAACACACACAGUGUGAACUCUGAGUACAAGUUCAUCAGUGCCAAACCUGUUGGUGCUUUACAUUUGUACUGUAAUUCAGCCACUCCUUUAAGAUAGAAACAGUAACUCCCCACAGAUUAUAGCCAUUCUGUAACUUUUCUCUUUAUUCAAAUGUACUUUGAAAAGCACAACAUUAACAGUGUCUAUGAGGACUGGACCUACAAUUAGUGUGUUCCCAUUUUCAACUCUCAAUAUUUUAAUAAUGAGUUGUAUCAAAGUGCAUAUUGGGAAAGUAGAGAAGCUAGAACCACUGAUAAUGCGUCGCGUGACAGUGCUCUUUUUAUUAAGUACACGGACAUCGAAUUUCAGGUCGACAAUAAUCAAUACCCCGCUGUCAGGGCCAGAAGAGAAGCCAUAGCCAGAAGUGACACAAACAAGUAUUUUCUCAAACAUGCCAAUCAAUCCGAUAUUCAGAACAGGGUUAGAAAAGCACAUCUGGUUUUGUAAGAAGGAAGUAGAACUCUGCAUGUUAUAGCUGUAUCGAAAUCAUCUUCCCCUAACCAGAGUUUAUGUUUAAACUUCAUUGUUGCACAAAUCUGAAUUAAUCAAAUGUUGAUUUUACUAAGAUUAUGGCGCCUCAGUGAUAGAGAGACAUUUACAGACUUGAAGCACCAUUACGUCUGGAUAAUUGGUGUAACGUGGAGGAGGAAUGGUGCGCAUCUCACCCUGUCCCUCAUAGUGUUGUGUCUCCUUUAUGCACUGACACCAGUUGUUGUAAUUUGUCACUUACUACUAUUUAAAUAAGAAGGUUUUAGGCCACUCCCUGCAUGGUUGGUUCUCCAAGAGUUACCCACCUCCAUGCCUGGUCACGUUUGAUCAGUCUUUACCCAGGAUUGGAACCAGCACUCCCUGGUUACCAUCUCAUAGGUCUCUAGUAUAUUCAAGUCACCUGUUAGAGUGCAAGUUUGACCCUGCUUUGCUCACUCGAAGUCUUCGCCCACUGUUUGCGUGCUAAAGACACAAUCCCGUGCAUGCCCUGCAGAUCCACUGACAAAAAAGACCCCCAAAGACAUUCAGCAUCUGACUUCUAUAUGCUAACAUUAGCACAUUUUGCUCCAUAGUGUUUCCUCGCCCCCCUCAGAAAGUCCUAUCUUCUUAACCUUGUGGUAAUCUCUGACCUCUGAGCCCGAUGUGAAGAAGUGUGACGUCCCCCCUCCCUCUGUAGCCCCAAACACACCAUAUUUUCUGUGCUCCAUAGAAACGUAUGAGGUUUUUGUAAUACUCCGAGAGAAACAAACUAACUCUUUUAUCAGUCUUUUUCCUGUAUGUACGGAGGGGCACUGUAAGGUUUUGUGGGGUUUUUAACAUUCACAUUCAUUGUUUUAACAAUGUUCCAUUUUAUAUGAACCAGUAUUGUUUUUGGGUUUUUUUUUUUAGUUCUGACAUUGUAACAACCCUUUCAGGUGCUACAAAAUGACCAGUUACUGCUUUGUCACGUAGGAUCUAGACAUCUUCAUUGUUAUCAAUAGAUUCAAUUACCAGAUGUGCAAAAUGAAGCUUAUUUUAACAGACAGUUUAAUAGUAGAACACUUUCCCUACCAGACAAUAGAGCAUGUAACUUGAUUUUAUCAGUUCUGUUCAACUGUAACAAUACAUUAAAGGUGUUGUAGAAAAAAAAUGUGGAAUUGAUAAAAAAAACCAAAAAAGAUAACUGAAUUCCACAGUUAAUUUAUUCUUUUUUCUAUUAAAAAUUUGUAUAGUAACUUUACAUUUUUCAAAACUGUGUUGUUGGAAAUUGAUGAAUUUUCAAGAUGAGAAGCAGUGGUGGCUCUUGAGAGUAAGAAAAUAAAUUAUUGAUGAAUGUUCUCAA
Epinephelus fuscoguttatus (brown-marbled grouper) is the source of this 8446-nucleotide messenger RNA. It is a transcript of the gene frmd4a, whose product is annotated as FERM domain containing 4A. The coding region runs from base 2805 to 5057 and encodes 750 amino acids. The transcript is spliced from 14 exons. The record is from RefSeq and is a predicted model, not a curated record. Gene Ontology annotation, cellular component: bicellular tight junction; cytoskeleton; adherens junction. Gene Ontology annotation, biological process: establishment of epithelial cell polarity. NCBI's taxonomy places the organism in Eukaryota, Metazoa, Chordata, Actinopteri, Perciformes, Serranidae.